UGAAAAGGUCUUUGAGAGGCCUGGAAAUCAAGAGUUACAAGAGCUGAGACAAUCAGAGGUGCAUCCCCACCCAGUGAGCCCUUUUUAUUGUAGAUUCCUGCCACCCCUCUCCAGUCGUGAUUCAGAGGCUCCGAUGCAGGUGGUUAAGGAGGGACCCUACUAUGCUGAAUAGUUAGAGAGGACUGCUGGCCUCAAGAAUCCCUACACCUCAGGAUGAUCUGAUAAUGGAGCUGAUUGGUUACAGCCGUCACUUACCUCGGAGAGGCCCAGGGCCCACCGCUCACCACUACACCGGGGCCCAGAGGCCAUGGCCUGCCUCCAUGAGACCCGCACACCCUCCCCUUCCUUUGGGGGUUUCGUGUCCACCCUAAGCGAGGCGUCCAUGCGCAAGCUGGACCCAGACACUUCCGACUGCACCCCCGAGAAGGACCUGACGCCUACCCAGUGUGUACUCCGAGAUGUAGUGCCGCUCGGGGGGCAGGGCGGGGGCGGGCCCAGCCCCUCCCCAGGUGGAGAGCCGCCCCCUGAGCCUUUUGCCAACAGUGUCCUGCAGCUGCACGAGCAGGAUGCUGGGGGCCCAGGGGGAGCCACUGGGUCCCCUGAGAGUCGGGCGUCCAGAGUUCGAGCAGAUGAGGUGCGGCUACAGUGCCAGAGCGGCAGCGGCUUCCUGGAAGGCCUCUUCGGCUGCCUGCGCCCUGUCUGGACCAUGAUUGGGAAGGCCUACUCCACGGAGCACAAGCAGCAGCAGGAAGACCUUUGGGAGGUCCCCUUUGAGGAAAUCCUGGACCUGCAGUGGGUGGGCUCAGGGGCCCAGGGCGCCGUCUUCCUGGGGCGCUUCCAUGGGGAGGAGGUGGCUGUGAAGAAGGUACGGGACCUGAAGGAGACUGACAUCAAGCACCUGCGAAAGCUGAAGCACCCUAACAUCAUCACCUUCAAGGGCGUGUGUACCCAGGCUCCCUGCUACUGCAUCCUUAUGGAGUUCUGCGCCCAGGGCCAGCUGUAUGAGGUGCUGCGGGCUGGCCGCCCUGUCACCCCCUCCUUGCUGGUUGACUGGUCCAUGGGCAUUGCCGGUGGCAUGAACUACCUGCACCUGCACAAGAUUAUCCACCGAGACCUCAAGUCCCCCAACAUGCUAAUCACGUACGACGAUGUGGUGAAGAUCUCCGAUUUUGGCACUUCCAAGGAGCUGAGUGACAAGAGCACCAAGAUGUCCUUUGCAGGGACAGUAGCCUGGAUGGCCCCUGAAGUGAUCCGCAACGAGCCUGUGUCUGAGAAGGUCGACAUCUGGUCCUUUGGUGUGGUGCUGUGGGAACUGCUGACUGGUGAGAUCCCCUACAAAGACGUAGAUUCCUCAGCCAUCAUCUGGGGUGUGGGAAGCAACAGUCUCCAUCUGCCUGUGCCCUCCAGCUGCCCAGACGGCUUCAAAAUCCUGCUUCGCCAGUGCUGGAACAGCAAACCACGAAAUCGUCCAUCAUUCCGACAGAUCCUGCUGCAUCUGGACAUCGCCUCAGCUGACGUACUCUCCACACCCCAGGAGACUUACUUUAAGUCCCAGGCAGAGUGGCGUGAAGAGGUAAAGCUGCAUUUUGAAAAAAUUAAGUCAGAAGGGACCUGUCUGCACCGCCUAGAAGAAGAGCUGGUGAUGCGGAGGAGGGAGGAGCUCAGACACGCCUUGGACAUCAGGGAACACUAUGAGCGGAAGCUGGAGAGAGCCAACAACCUGUACAUGGAACUUAAUGCCCUCAUGUUGCAGCUGGAGCUGAAGGAAAGGGAGCUACUCAGGAGGGAGCAAGCUUUAGAGCGGAGGUGCCCAGGUCUGCUGAAGUCACACCCUUCCCGAGGCCUCCUGCACGGGAACACAAUGGAGAAGCUCAUCAAGAAGAGGAAUGUCCCACAGAAGCUGUCACCCCACAGCAAAAGGCCAGAUAUCCUCAAGACUGAGUCUUUGCUACCCAAGCUAGAUGCAGCCCUGAGUGGGGUGGGGCUUCCUGGGUGUGCUAAGGGCCCCCCCUCACCAGGACGGAGUCGCCGUGGCAAGACCCGUCACCGCAAGGCCAGCGCCAAGGGCAGCUGUGGGGACCUGCCUGGGCUUCGUGCAGUUGUGCCACCCCAUGAACCUGGGGGACCAGGAAGCCCAGUGGGGCCAGGAGGGGGACCCUCAGCCUGGGAAGCCUGCCCUCCAGCCCUCCGUGGGCUCCACCAUGACCUCCUGCUCCGAAAGAUGUCUUCGUCGUCCCCAGACCUGCUGUCAGCAGCAUUGGGAGCCCGGGUCCGGGGGGCUACAGGGGGAGCUGGGGACCCUGGCUCACCACCUCCAGCCCGGGGCGACACCCCGCCAAGUGAGGGCUCAGCACCCGGCUCCACCAGCCCCGAUUCACCAGGGGGAGCCAAAGGGGAGCCACCUCCACCAGUAGGGCCUGGUGAUGGUGUAGGGCUGCUGGGAACUGGAAGGGAAGGGACGGCGGGACGGGGAGGAAGCCGGGCUGGGUCCCAGCACUUGACCCCAGCUGCACUGCUGUACAGGGCUGCUGUCACCCGAAGUCAGAAACGUGGCAUCUCAUCAGAGGAAGAGGAAGGAGAGGUGGACAGUGAAGUAGAGCUGACCUCAAGCCAGAGGUGGUCUCAGGGCCUGAACAUGCGCCAGUCGCUAUCUACCUUCAGCUCAGAGAAUCCAUCAGAUGGGGAGGAAGGCACAGCUAGUGAGCCUUCCCCCAGUGGCACACCUGAAGUUGGCAGUACGAACACUGAUGAGCGGCCAGAUGAGCGGUCUGAUGACAUGUGCUCCCAGGGCUCAGAAAUCCCACUGGACCCACCUUCCUCAGAGGUGGUUACUGGCCGGGAACCCAGCUCCUUGCCCAUCCCACACCACAACCUACUCAGAGGGGAGCAGGGCCCUCCCAACUCUGAGGACUCAAGACUGUGACAGCACUGAACUGGAAAAUGCCAACAGUGGUGAAGCCUUGCGGCCCCCAGCCUCCCUCCCUCCAUGAAAGCCACUCUUAUCCUUGUACAUAGAGAAAUAUUUAUAUAAGUAAUAUAUAUGCGCCACAUAAUCAACAAAGACAGGGCUAUCCCAGCCUAAGUCUGGCUCAAGGGAGACGGACCCCUGACCAAGUCACCUGAUAAACUCUAGGGACACUGGCAGCUGUGGAAAUGAAAGACAAGUACUGCCCUAGAGAUAUGGGUAAGGGCAAACUGGCCCCUUCCUGCUUCACUCCAAUACAUUCAGCAAGUGGUGAGGCAACAGAAAAGCCAAACUUGCCUAGUUUCCUCUCUAUUCUUUCUGCCUAAACCCUGAGGAGCAGGAAAGGGAGCCAUUUAGACUGCACUUUUUUGUUUUCCGUUUACUCUGUUUACACAUUUUGCACUUGGGAGGAGGGAGGCUAAGGCUGGGUCCUCCCCUCUGAGGUUUCUCAGGUGGCAAUGUAAUUUCUUUGUCCCUCCAUCUCUCUGCCCAAGCGCUGGCUUAGGGACUAGGGGGAGGCCAGGAGAUUGUGAAAGCAUGUGAUGGCUCAGGCUGAAGAACUGGGGUGUUGUUUUAAGUCCCUGCUUUUAUCUUGGUGCCUGAUUGGGGUGGGGACUGUCAUAUUGUAACCCCUGUGAAAAAACCUUGAAAUAUAACCACUCCAUGCAG
Eubalaena glacialis (North Atlantic right whale) is the source of this 3634-nucleotide messenger RNA. RefSeq names its product mitogen-activated protein kinase kinase kinase 12 (gene MAP3K12). The transcript is spliced from 15 exons. Gene Ontology annotation, biological process: JNK cascade; protein autophosphorylation. The record is from RefSeq and is a predicted model, not a curated record. Gene Ontology annotation, molecular function: ATP binding; JUN kinase kinase kinase activity. Lineage: Eukaryota; Metazoa; Chordata; Mammalia; Artiodactyla; Balaenidae. Bases 308 to 2923 code for a protein of 871 amino acids.